ACUAGGAAACCUUAUGUGGUGGCCCGAAAUUAUGUGUUAAUAGAAUUCGAGAAUUAGACCAACGACCCGCGAUUCUCUUCAACUUUCACCCUCAACCCAAGCCGUCUCACCGCCCACCAUGAGCUACGGCAAGAAAGAUGAAGAUGCCGACCUCGGCCUGGUCAAGGUCGACCGCACUCAAGUUUUCCAAGAAGCUCGAUUGUUCAACAGCUCCCCUAUCCAGCCCCGAAGAUGUCGCAUUCUCUUGACCAAGAUUGCUCUCCUAUUAUAUACCGGGGAGAAGUUCCCAACGAAUGAAGCCACCACUCUGUUCUUCGGUAUUUCGAAGCUAUUCCAAAAUAAAGAUGCCAGCUUGCGACAGAUGGUCCACCUGGUCAUUAAGGAGAUUGCCCACUCCGCGGAGGAUAUCAUCAUGGUCACGAGCACCAUAAUGAAGGACACGGGUGGUAGCACCGACGCAAUCUACAGACCAAAUGCUAUACGAGCUCUGUGUCGCAUUAUUGACGCGACCACCGUCCAAUCGAUCGAGCGUGUGAUGAAGACCGCGAUCGUCGACAAGAAUCCUUCAGUAUCCUCCGCCGCCCUCGUAUCCUCCUACCACCUCCUACCUAUCGCUAAAGAUGUCGUUCGACGAUGGCAGUCUGAAACUCAGGAGGCUGCAGCUUCGACCAAGUCCUCGGGUGGCUUCUCCCUAGGGUUCUCCUCUUCUUCAGCCUCCCUUCCGGUCAACAACUCUACUAUGACCCAAUACCACGCCAUUGGUCUCCUCUACCAAAUGCGGGCCCACGAUAGGAUGGCUCUCGUCAAGAUGGUGCAACAAUUCGGUGCUGCCGGUGCUGUCAAGAGCCCUGCUGCCAUAGUGAUGCUGGUGAGGUUAGCUGCGCAAUUGGCUGAGGAGGAUCAAUCGCUCAGGAAGCCUAUGAUGCAGCUAUUGGACGGAUGGUUGAGGCACAAGAGCGAAAUGGUCAACUUCGAGGCUGCAAAGGCGAUCUGUGAUAUAAGAGACGUUACGGAUGCCGAGGUCACUCAAGCUGUCCAUGUGUUGCAGCUUUUCCUUUCUUCGCCUCGUGCCGUUACUAAAUUCGCUGCUCUCCGAAUUCUACACAACUUCGCGUCCUUCAAACCACAGGCGGUCAACGUUUGCAACCCUGAUAUCGAGGCGCUUAUCUCGAAUAGUAACCGGUCAAUCGCUACGUUUGCUAUCACCACGCUCCUAAAGACCGGUAACGAAGCUAGUGUGGACCGAUUGAUGAAGCAGAUCACUGGGUUUAUGUCCGAAAUCACGGAUGAAUUCAAGAUCACUAUUGUCGAAGCUAUCCGAACCCUGUGCCUCAAGUUCCCAAGCAAACAGGCUGGCAUGCUUGCUUUCCUCAGCGGCAUUCUACGCGACGAAGGGGGCUACGAGUUCAAGCGGGCUGUAGUAGAAAGCAUGUUCGAUCUCAUCAAGUUUGUGCCAGACUCCAAGGAGGACGCUCUCGCCCACCUCUGCGAGUUCAUCGAAGACUGCGAGUUUACCAAGUUGGCUGUUCGUAUCCUGCACUUGCUCGGUUUAGAAGGGCCCAAGACCUCUCAACCUACGAAGUAUAUUCGAUAUAUUUACAAUCGAGUUGUUCUCGAGAACGCCAUCGUGAGAGCGGCAGCUGUAACUGCUCUUGCCAAAUUUGGUGUUGGGCAGAAGGACCCCGAGGUGAAACGCAGUGUCGAUGUUCUAUUAACUCGAUGUUUGGAUGAUGUUGAUGAUGAAGUUCGCGACCGCGCUGCGCUUAACCUUAGAUUAAUGCACGAGGAAGACGACCUAGGUGACCGCUUCAUCAAGAACGAAAACAUGUUCUCUCUUCCUUACUUCGAACACCAGCUUGUCAUGUAUGUGACCUCGGAUGACAAGUCGGCUUUCGAGACUCCUUUCGAUAUCAGCCAGAUCCCGGUCGUCACCCGGGAACAAGCAGAUGCCGAGGACAGGACGAAGAAGCUUACGGCAACUACACCAUCUUUGAAGCCGCCCAAGACAGGACCCACAAAGGCGGCAGCGACAGGCGCCGAGGCCCAAGCUUCGGCGGUUGCUGCGGCUCAGAAAUAUGCCCAAGAGCUUAUGGCGAUCCCGGAAAUGAAGGAAUUUGGCAGCGUCCUCAAGUCAUCGCCUGUCGUUGAACUGACCGAAGCCGAGACAGAAUAUGCCGUAUCUGUUGUCAAACAUAUCUUCAAGGAGCACAUCGUACUCCAAUAUGAGGUUAAGAACACCCUUGAAGCGACAGUCCUCGAAAAUGUGUCGAUUGUGGCCACUCCCUCUGAUGAGGAAGAACUGGAGGAAGUAUUCAUUAUCCAAGCAGAGAAACUUGCUACAGGCGAACCCGGAAAGAUAUAUGUAGCCUUCAAGAAAAUCGGCGGCGAGGGAUCAUUACCUACUGCCACUUUCUCCAACAUACUCAAGUUCACGAGCAAGGAGAUCGACCCUACUACAAACGAACCUGAGGAGAGCGGCUACGAAGAUGAAUACGAAGUGGCGGACUUUGACCUGGCGGGUAGCGACUACGUGAUACCCACAUUCGCAGGCAAUUUCAACCAUGUGUGGGAGCAAGUAGGCGCCGCUGGCGAAGAGGCCGAGGAGACAUUGCAAUUAUCAGGAGUCAACAGCAUUGCAGACGCUACGGAACAACUCGCCAAGACACUUUCAUUACAACCGCUAGAAGGCACAGACGUACCGGUCAACCAGACAACGCAUCAACUGAAGCUUCUUGGCAAGACGGUCAAUGGUGGAAGGGUGGUAGCCAAUGUCAGGAUGGCAUACUCAUCCAAGUCGGGCGUUACAACCAAGAUCACAGUACGCAGCGAAGAGGAGAACGUGGCUGCGAUGGUAGUAGCGUCCGUGGCAUAAUAGUGAAGGUUUCUGGAAAGGCGUUUCUGCAAAAAAUGACGAGCGAUGUCCUUUCGGUUUUGAGGGUAUCUCACCGGUCUGCAUAUUUUUAGAGAAUGGAGAAAGGGGCGGCUGGCAGGACUUGUGUUGACCCGAGUUGAGAUGAGAUAAGGACGGAAUCCCCAGUGUUCAUAAGAGAAGAGAAGGGAAGGAGAACGAUGCGGUAGGCCUUUGAGUGCCAGAGCAAACCCAGAAUAUGAAUUGGUCAAUAUAAAUUUGAUUUGAUUCAUAUAUGGGAUGAUUUGAAUCAAUUCGAACAUUGAGGUUAUACACUGACAAGGAUAACAGGGGUUGACGGGGUUGAUAGGGUCACAGGGGUUGCGAUAGCGCGAACUUUGGGGACCCUUGUACCCCAUUAACACGUCAGACGCGCAAAUCAGUCGCGCUAAUUGGAAUCCACUAAAAUUCUUGAAGAUGGGU
Messenger RNA from Annulohypoxylon truncatum, 3331 nucleotides. Its product is annotated as Coatomer, gamma subunit. NCBI's taxonomy places the organism in Eukaryota, Fungi, Ascomycota, Sordariomycetes, Xylariales, Hypoxylaceae. The coding region runs from base 119 to 2872 and encodes 917 amino acids. Gene Ontology annotation, molecular function: structural molecule activity. Gene Ontology annotation, cellular component: Golgi membrane; COPI vesicle coat; endoplasmic reticulum-Golgi intermediate compartment. Gene Ontology annotation, biological process: endoplasmic reticulum to Golgi vesicle-mediated transport; intra-Golgi vesicle-mediated transport; protein secretion. The record is from RefSeq and is a predicted model, not a curated record. The transcript has 5 exons.